AUGAGUCUGUUGGAAAAUUACUGUCCUCAUGCAGUGACUGUGGGCCUGGGGCAGCACAGGAGCAGUAUAAAAGCUGUUCCAUCUCCUCACUCUCUCAUCCACUCCUCUCCUCCACACAAUCUCCUUCGGAACAAGGUGCAUCUGCAGCCCCAAGCCAUGUCCUGCUACACCCCGUGCCGGCCCUGCCAGCCCUGCGGCCCCACCCCGCUGGCCAACAGCUGCAACGAGCCCUGUGUCAGGCAGUGCCAGGACUCCACCGUGGCCAUCCAGCCCUCGCCCGUGGUGGUGACCCUGCCCGGCCCCAUCCUCAGCUCCUUCCCACAGAACACCGUGGUGGGAUCCUCCACCUCGGCUGCUGUUGGCAGCAUCCUCAGCUCUCAGGGAGUGCCCAUCAGCUCCGGGGGCUUUGGCCUCUCAGGCUUGGGCAGUGGCCUCUGUGGCAGGAGGUGCUUCCCCUGCUGA
Molecule: messenger RNA, 462 nt
Organism: Parus major (Great Tit)
Lineage: Eukaryota; Metazoa; Chordata; Aves; Passeriformes; Paridae
Product: feather keratin 1-like
Exons: 2
Coding region: 1-462 (153 amino acids)
Cellular component (GO): intermediate filament
Molecular function (GO): structural constituent of cytoskeleton
Source: RefSeq, a predicted model, not a curated record